UCGACAAAGAAGAAUAACUGUUCUUGUUAUCAUUCCUGAGAACAUUUAGUUUGUUGUUUUUCCCAGAUCUUCUGUUGGCCAAUCAUACUUGAUCGUGGGUGGAGACGAGACAGAGAGGACAUCUUAAGGCUCCAGAGAGACUCAACCAGAGAGAGCACAGAGAUAAACUAAACCAGAGAGACCAAACAGAACAGUGAGACCUGUUAUGAAGACACAUCACUGUGACACCUGUGGGAAGAGCCUUUCCUCAUCCAGUAACCUCAAGCAGCACAUGAUGAUCCACACAGGAGAGAAGCCCUACAGCUGUGACCUCUGUGGGAAAACCUUUAGCCAGGCUGGCAAUUUCAGAGCUCACAGCAGGAUCCACACUGGAGAGAAGCCCUACAGCUGUGACCUCUGUGGUAAAACCUUUAGCCAGGCUUCUGCUUUGCCAGUUCACCGCAGGAUCCACACUGGAGAGAAGCCCUACAACUGUGAUAUCUGUGGUAAAACUUUUAGACAUAAUGCCAAUUUCAGAGAUCACCGCAGGACCCACAUUGGAAAGAAGCCCUACAGCUGUGACUUCUGUGGUCAAACCUUUAGCCGGGCUGACCGUUUAAGAAUUCACAGCAUGAUCCACACUGAAGAAAAGCCCUACAGCUGUGACCUCUGUGGUAAAACCUUAAGUAAUUCUGCUAGUUUCACAGUUCACAGGAGGAUCCACACUGGAGAGAAGCCCUACAGCUGUGACCUUUGUGGUAAAACCUUUAGCCGGUCGGACAGUUUAAGAGUUCACCGCAGGAUCCACACUGGGGAGAAGCCCUACAGCUGUGACCUCUGUGAUAAAACCUUUAGCCAGGCUGCCCAUUUCAGAGAUCACCACAUGACCCACACUGGAGAGAAGCCCUACAGCUGUGACCUCUGUGGUAAAACCUUUAGCCAGGCUGCCAAUUUCAGAGAUCACCACAUUACCCACACUGGAGAGAAGCCUUACUGCUGUGACCUCUGUGGUAAAACCUUUAGCCAGGCUGGCAAUUUCAGAUAUCAUCACAGGACCCACACUGGAGAGAAGCCCUACAGCUGUGACCUCUGUAGUCAAACCUUUAGCCGGUCUGACAUUUUAAGAGUACACCGCAGAAUCCACACUGGAGAGAAGCCCUACAGCUGUGACCUCUGUGGUCAAAGUUUUAACCAGGCUGCCCAUUUCAGAGUUCACCGCAGGAUCCAUACUGGAGCGAAGCCCUACAGCUGUGACCUCUGUGGUAAAACGUUUAGCCUGGCUGGCAGUUUAAGAUCUCACCGCAGGACCCACAUUGUAAAGAAUCCCUACAGCUGUGACCCCUGUGAUAAAGCCUUCUCUUCCUCUAGUGGACUGAAGAAGCACAGCAGGAUCCAUAGAGGAGAGAAGCCCUACAGCUGCCCACACUGUGACUAUUCAGGUAAAACAAAUGACCAUCUGAAGGGUCACCUGCGUAUCCACAAUAGAAAACAAACCAAAGCAGUGAUGUCUGGUGACAAGCUGUCCCAGCAGUCACCACCUGAGAGAACUUCUGUGUUACCCACAGCUGGAAGAACUACUGGCCUGCACCUACUGGGACAGCACAUGCAGUAACACCAGAUCUACAGUCCAACAUGACAGCACAUGCAGUAACACCAGAUAUACAGUCCAACAUGACAGCACAUGCAGUAACACCAGAUCUACAGUCCAACAUGACAGCACAUGCAGUAACACCAGAUCUACAGUCCAACAUGACAGCACAUGCAGUAACACCAGAUCUACAGUCCAACAUGACAGCACAUGCAGUAACUCCAGAUCUACAGUCCAACAUGACAGCACAUGCAGUAACACCAGAUCUACAGUCCAACAUGACAGCACAUGCAGUAACACCAGAUCUACAGUCCAACAUGACAGCACAUGCAGUAACACCAGAUCUACAGUCCAACAUGACAGUACACACACAUGAUUUUUUUAUUGUUGUUUACUACAUUGUAGUGCUGAUCGUUUAAUGAUGUUUUGAGUGUUUUCAUUGAUUUGCAUCAUUCCUUAUCAUCGCUUUGAAAGGCUGGGUGUCACCCUGCCCCCCUCCUCUCAUAUGCUAAAAUCUGGAGUUACUGGACGGAGUCUCUACUUGAUGGCUCUCACACCUCAUUGUGUUACUGUAGCCUUGCUAGUCAUAUGUUGAUAAGUAAGGGUCAAGAUGUGGUCUGAUUGGUUGUUCUUGGGUAUAAAGGGAAUUGUGAAGCAUUGUUCUGUGGAUUCUUGAUCUCAUGAGAACUUCUCCUCAGCUCUGGCUUGUCCUUCUCAUUCUCCUUGCUCAACUCUUACUCACUCUCUCUCUGAUUUAAAAUUAUCAAGGUAGAGUAGGUAAGAUUUAAAGCCUUCAUUUUGUAACAUGUUUGCCUUGUAAUUGAUUUCAUUCAUUUGCAAUGUUAUUAAAUGUAUAUUUCAUUUAACCUUCCUUUGACCAUUCUUUCUCUGAUUUAA
Molecule: messenger RNA, 2464 nt
Organism: Osmerus eperlanus (European smelt)
Lineage: Eukaryota; Metazoa; Chordata; Actinopteri; Osmeriformes; Osmeridae
Product: zinc finger protein 235-like
Exons: 2
Coding region: 206-1591 (461 amino acids)
Biological process (GO): regulation of gene expression
Cellular component (GO): nucleus
Source: RefSeq, a predicted model, not a curated record